CCGUCGCCUCCGUGGCUUCCUUCCCCAUUUCCUCGCAUCGGCAUCCUCUUGCUUUGCUUCACACGCGCAACGCCAGAUUUCUGUUUUUUUUUCUCUCUCUUUUAAUUUUGGGGCGGUCUUUGUGUCUAGUCGGCGGCGGGGCGAUGGAGACGGCGGCGGCGGCGAUGCUUGAAGCCGGGGUGGGGCGGUUCUCGCGGGCGCCGGCGCUGGCCGCGGCGCUGCUGGCCGAGAUGUGGGCGCCGCUGGCCGUGGCGCUGGCGGCGCUGGCGACGCUGCCCAGCCUGCUGCGCCGGCUGCAGGUCAUCGUGCUGCGCCUGCGGUCGCGCGGCAAGGAGGUCAUCCAGUCACACAUCGGGACCUACUACUCCUCCGGCGACGAGGAGGACGAGGGCGACGAGGAUGACGACGACGAGGAGGAGGAGAGCUCCAACGAGGCGGACACCAGCUCCUCGGGCGAGGAGGAGGCGCAGGACCUGAAACGGAUCGGGUUCUACGAGGGCGCGGCGGACGACGGCGGGUUCCCCUGGGGCGGCGCCGUGGUGCGGACCUGGCAGUGCCUGCCGCGCGCCGGCGGGGGGAGCGCGAGGCCGGCCCCCUUCGGCGGCGUCCCCGCGGUGAGGCUGUGGGGCGCCAUGACGGCCAGCGGCGAGCCGUGGCUGGCCGGCGCCGAUGAAGGCGGCUGCGCGGCCGCGGAGGCGCCCUCGGAGCAAGUGGUGGUCGGGUGGCGGCGCGAGCACGCGGCGUCCCGGCGCCGGCGGCACGCCCCCCUCCCCCACGCCCGCGAGGUGUGAAUAUGCCACAGGGCGACAAGCUGGAGAUGCCGAUUCCCCCCGCCGGGGCCCACCCGCCAGCAGGUGUGAUUAGUAUUGUGGGGGAGUGGUUAGGCGCCGCGCCGGAUUGGUUGGUGUCUUGGUGAGAUGAUUUAAUAAUUUUAAAAAAUUGCUUGUCGAUUGGGGAGGGAAGGGGGGAAAAAGAACAUUUGGAGUAAGCAGUAGGUGCGGGGAGCCCUGUGUGUUGAUGGUGUUGUACUGGGGACAUAGCAAGCUGGGGUUAGAUUAGAAAAGGCAAAAAAAAAAAGCAUGCUGCAGCUGCCCAUCUUCUCCUGGAGAUGGACGGUAAAAGCCUUGCCGUUGAGUGCGUGUAAUCUUUCCGUACCACCGCCAUUCUUUGAUUCAUGUGGUGAUUGUGAUGAUAAAUAAGAAGAGAAAAAAGAAAAUGGUGAAAGGCA
This is a messenger RNA of Panicum virgatum (switchgrass), 1228 nucleotides long. RefSeq lists its product as uncharacterized. The record is from RefSeq and is a predicted model, not a curated record. Lineage: Eukaryota; Viridiplantae; Streptophyta; Magnoliopsida; Poales; Poaceae. The coding region runs from base 144 to 791 and encodes 215 amino acids. The transcript has a single exon.